UUUGGGAAAAAGACCUCUAUUCUUAACCCACUCUUGAGACUUCACUUUUCACCCCCUUUUAUCCAUUGAUGAUCUCAUGCAAACAAAAAAUUAUUUCUCAUCAGCAGCCGCCGACGACGAAUUGAUCAGCCGCCACUGUUUCCCCAGCCUCCGUCGCCUCUAGUCAGACGUCGCCGUAGCGCUGACGCCGAGUCUCUCUUUCGUCCCAGAGAAACUGGGUUCACUAGUAUGGCUUGGAUGGAGAAGGUUGUUGCUGACAGUCCUGAGAAGCAAUCACCUUGCGGGAAUGGUUUUCUGAAAGAUUCUCAUCCAUCUCCUGAAAGCAGCUCUCCAAAAUGUAAUGGUCUUUUGGAGAAAGAACUUGAUGUGAAGGAUUCUCUCUCUUAUGCAAACAUUCUUCGCUCCAGAAAUAAAUUUGUUGAGGCGCUAGGCAUAUAUGAGGGAAUAUUGGAGAAGGACAGGGAAAAUGUAGAAGCUUUCAUAGGAAAAGGGAUAUGUUUGCAGAUGCAGAAUCUUGGAAGGCUUGCUUUUGAGAGUUUCUCAGAAGCAAUAAAACUUGAUCCUCACAAUGCAUGUGCUCUUACACAUUGUGGUAUUUUGUACAAGGAUGAUGGCCGACUUGUUGAUGCAGCUGAGUCUUAUCAGAAGGCUUUAGAAGCUGAUUCAUCAUAUAAGCCGGCAGCAGAAUGCUUAGCAAUUGUACUAACAGAUAUUGGGACCAGCUUAAAGCUUGCUGGAAAUACUCAUGAAGGGAUUCAGAAAUACUACGAGGCUCUCAAAGUAGAUCCACGUUAUGCUCCUGCAUAUUAUAAUCUUGGUGUUGUCUACUCUGAAAUGAUGCAGUAUGACACUGCUCUCACCUGUUAUGAGAAGGCUGCAUUGGAAAGGCCUAUGUAUGCUGAAGCCUACUGCAACAUGGGUGUCAUAUACAAAAACAGGGGGGACCUGGAGUCUGCAAUUGCAUGUUAUGAGAGGUGUUUGGCAGUGUCUCCAAAUUUUGAGAUAGCGAAGAAUAAUAUGGCAAUAGCUUUGACAGAUUUGGGAACAAAAGUUAAGCUAGAGGGCGACAUUGAACAAGGUGUAGUGUACUAUAAAAAAGCUUUGUACUACAAUUGGCAUUAUGCUGAUGCUAUGUACAACCUUGGUGUUGCGUAUGGUGAAUUGCUGAGGUUUGAGAUGGCAAUUGUCUUCUAUGAACUUGCAUUCCAUUUCAAUCCUCAAUGUGCAGAAGCAUGCAAUAACUUGGGGGUUAUCUACAAAGAUCGUGAAAAUCUUGAUAAGGCAGUUGAGUGUUAUCAGAUGGCUUUGUCUAUUAAACCGAACUUCUCCCAGUCUCUGAAUAAUCUUGGUGUUGUUUAUACAGUUCAGGGAAAAAUGGAUGCAGCUGCUAGCAUGAUUGAGAAAGCCAUCAUUGCGAAUCCAACUUAUUCUGAAGCAUACAAUAAUUUAGGAGUUCUAUACAGAGACGCUGGUGAAAUAUCUCGUGCUAUUGAAGCUUAUGAACAAUGUCUCAAGAUAGAUCCUGACUCGCGCAAUGCAGGCCAGAAUCGUUUACUUGCUAUGAACUACAUCAACGAAGGCGAUGAUGAUAUGUUAUAUGAGGCUCACAGAGACUGGGGCAGGCGUUUUAUGAGGCUGUAUCCUCAGUAUACAUCUUGGGACAACCCAAAGGAUCCUGAAAGGCCUCUUGUUGUUGGAUAUAUUUCCCCGGAUUUUUUCACCCACUCUGUAUCAUACUUCAUUGAAGCACCACUAGCACAUCAUGACUACAAGAACUACAAAGUGAUAGUUUAUUCAGCAGUUGUGAAGGCAGAUGCUAAAACUUUAAGAUUUCGAGAAAAAGUGAUUAAGAAGGGUGGGUUGUGGAGAGAGAUAUAUGGCGUGGAUGAGAAGAAGGUUGCUCAGAUGGUCAGAGAAGACAAGGUCGACAUUUUUGUAGAACUUACUGGGCAUACAGCAAAUAAUAAAUUGGGAACAAUGGCUUGUCGACCUGCUCCAGUGCAGGUGACUUGGAUUGGCUAUCCAAAUACGACUGGUUUACCUGCAAUUGAUUACAGAAUUACGGAUGCACUGGCUGAUCCUCCAGAUUCAAAACAGAAGCAUGUUGAGGAGUUAGUUCGAUUACCAGAUUCUUUUCUUUGUUACACACCUUCUCCAGAAGCUGGCUCUGUUUCGGCAGCUCCAGCUCUUAGUAAUGGCUUUGUCACUUUUGGUAGCUUUAACAAUUUAGCCAAGAUAACCCCCAGAGUUUUGCAAGUUUGGGCAAAAAUAUUAUGUGCUGUACCAAACUCUCGUCUAGUGGUGAAAUGCAAACCAUUUUGUUGUGACAGUAUAAGACUUAGAUUUAUUUCAACAUUAGAGCAGCUGGGAGUGGAUCCUGUACGUGUUGAUCUGUUGCCCUUAAUUCUUUUGAAUCAUGAUCACAUGCAAGCAUAUGCUCUCAUGGACAUAAGCUUGGACACUUUUCCGUAUGCUGGAACAACCACAACAUGUGAGUCGCUUUACAUGGGGGUUCCAUGUGUUACUAUGGCUGGCAAUGUGCAUGCUCAUAAUGUUGGUGUUAGUCUCCUUAGCAAAGUUGGGUUAGGCAAUCUGGUUGCGAAGACUGAAGAUGAGUAUGUAAACCUAGCAAUUAAGUUGGCUUCAGAUAUUAAAGAGCUCUCGAAUUUGAGGAUGACUUUGCGGGAUCUCAUGGCUGAAUCUCCAGUAUGUGACGGAGCGAAUUUUACGCGCGGUUUAGAAGAAGUAUACCGAAGUAUUUGGUGCAGGUACUGCAAAGGUGACGUCCCAGCUUCAAAACGCAUAGAAAUUUUACAGCAGCAGCAACAAUGUGUUUCUCAAGAGGCAAGUGUUGUGCCAUUGAGAGUUAUAACCUCAAAAGACGAUUCUCCUCUCAAGACAAAUGGUUUCAACCUAGUCCCACCACCACCGGUAUUAAGUCUCGCCUCCUCCGAAGAAAAUGGAACUCAGUUGAUCAAAUGAGUUGUUGAAUGCCUUUGCUGAUAUGCGACAACGAUGUUGACAUCCAUGGACUGGGCUGCUCCGUUUUGAAAUAUUUUUUUUCUGGCGAGGAUGGUUGUGGGCAUGAUUUUAUGUUAUUCUCCAUGGUAAUUGAUAUUUGACAGAUGGGUAGUACGUCUGUCUGCGAUGAUUUCUUCACUUCCCCGCGUCCAGCUUAUGGUGCUUUCGUGUGGGUGCAUAAAGAAACACCAUACCCGCCAUUAUAGAGUUGUAGCAGUUUAUUAUUGAUUGGUCCAUUGAUCAUUAGGUUUUUAGAUGAUAGAGAGAGUGUUUUGAUGAAAAAUUCAAAAUGUAUAGCAUCAGAUUAAUAGUUUAUGUAGUGCUUGCUCAUUGAGAUGUUGUAGCGAUCCAUUUUAAUUUUGGCUUCCUUUUGGUUUAAUAUUGACUUUCAAUUAAGCAUUUUUAGGUUUUACAA
Amaranthus tricolor (Joseph's coat) is the source of this 3436-nucleotide messenger RNA. Its product is annotated as probable UDP-N-acetylglucosamine--peptide N-acetylglucosaminyltransferase SPINDLY. The record is from RefSeq and is a predicted model, not a curated record. Gene Ontology annotation, molecular function: protein binding. Lineage: Eukaryota; Viridiplantae; Streptophyta; Magnoliopsida; Caryophyllales; Amaranthaceae. Bases 229 to 2982 code for a protein of 917 amino acids. The transcript is spliced from 18 exons.